AUGCCAACUUCAAAAACCGCAGAGGAACCAAUCAAGUUCGUCACGGGGAGCCCCACCCGCCUGUUCCUGUUCCACCUGUUCCCAGUUCCCCCUGUUCCACCUGUUCCCACCCCCUGUUCCCCACCUCUGUUCCCACCCACCACUCCACCUGUUCACCCCUGCCUGUUCUGUUCCACCCCACCCCACCCUGUUCCACCCUGUUCCCACCUGUUCACACCCACCUGUCCCCUGUUCCACCCCUGUUCACCCUGUUCUCCCCCAGCCCCACCCUGUUCCCACCAGCCCCACCCUCCCUGUUCAGCCCAGCCCACCCCACCUCAGCCUCAGCCCACCCCUGUUCCACCUGCCCACUCCACCUGUUCUCAGCCUCAGCCCUCACCAGCCUGUUCCAGCCUCACCCCACCCUGUUCUCUGUUCCCACCCCACUCCACCCCAGCCCCUGUUCCAGCCCUGUCUGUUCCUGUUCCACCCCACCCCACCCACCUCCCCACCUGUUCCACUCUGUUCCCACCCUGUUCACCCACCAGCCUGUUCCUGUUCCAGCUCCCACCCACCUGUUCCCCACCCACCCCAGCCCUGUUCCCACCUCAAACCCCACCCAGCCCCCAGCCCCCACCCCAGCCCCCACUGUUCCCAGCCCUGUUCCACUCCCACUGUUCCUCCCUGUUCAGCCCCAGCCCCACUCCUGUUCACCACUCCACCACUCCCACCCCUCCACCUGUUCCCACCCCACCCCUGUUCCCUGCCUGUCUGUUCCCCCACUCCCACCCCCUGUUCCCACCCCACCUCCAGCCCAGCCCCAGCCCUGUUCCCCACCUGUUCCCACCCACUCCCUGUUCAGCCCCAGCCCCACCUCCACUCCUGUUCAGCCUCCAGCUCACCCCACCAGCCUCCAGCCUCCCAGCCCUGUUCAGCCCCACCCAGCCUCACCCCACUCAGCCUGUUCCUGUUCCUCAGCCCCCACUGUUCCACCACUGUUUAGUUUAG
Molecule: messenger RNA, 987 nt
Organism: Armigeres subalbatus
Lineage: Eukaryota; Metazoa; Arthropoda; Insecta; Diptera; Culicidae
Exons: 2
Coding region: 1-987 (328 amino acids)
Source: RefSeq, a predicted model, not a curated record